AUGCGCAAGAUUGAGAGGGCAAUACUUCCUCAGCAGUUCCAUCAGCCAAUGUCCACCAUCUAUAAUGGUAGAACAGACCCUGUGGAGCAUGUGAGCCACUUCAAUAAGAGAAUUGUUAUCCAUUCCAAAGACGAAACCUUGAUGUGCAAGGUAUUCCCGUCUAGUCUAGGACCCGUGGUGAUGAGAUGGUUCGACGGCCUAAGGGCAAAUUCCAUAGAUUCCUUCAAGAAGCUCACUCAGGCAUCUGGCUCUCAUUUUAUUAUGUGUAACAGGGUUCCUCGGCCCUUAGAUUCCCUACUAUCCUUAUCCAUGCAAGAAGAAGAGACCUUGAAGACAUACUCGGACAGAUACUGGGAGAUGUUCAAUGAAAUAAAUGGUAACUUUGAAGACGUGGCCAUUAGUACUUUCAAGGUUGGCCUUCCAGCCGAGCACGGUUUAAAGAAGUCUUUGACUGGCAAACCAGUCACCAAUGUGCGCCAACUCAUGGAUCAGAUUGAUAAAUAUAAGAGGGUUGAGGAAGACUAG
This is a messenger RNA of Quercus lobata, 525 nucleotides long. RefSeq lists its product as uncharacterized. Lineage: Eukaryota; Viridiplantae; Streptophyta; Magnoliopsida; Fagales; Fagaceae. The transcript has a single exon. The record is from RefSeq and is a predicted model, not a curated record. Bases 1 to 525 code for a protein of 174 amino acids.